CUACUCUCUCUCUCUCUCUCUCUCUCUCUCUCUAUGUAUAUGUGUAUAUAUAUAUAUAUUCCCUGUUUGUCACGCUUUCAUUCCAGUGGUCGCCCAAUACUUCGAAGUUCAGGUUUACGAUCAGUUCGCGAUCCGCGGGAACGCGGCAAUUUUCAAGUGUCAGGUUCCAUCGUUCGUCGCCGACCACGUGGACGUAGUGGGAUGGAUCGAUUCGAACGGCGGCAGUUACGUGGCCGAUGGACAGUCAUACGUUGUCGGGCAGCGGUAUGCAGUGAACGUGAUGGACGAACACGUCCUUCGGGGAACGCCGCAAUUAUCAAGUGUCACAUACCGAGCUUCGUCGCCGAAUUCGUCGAGGUUGACUCUUGGAUCGAAGACGAGACCACUGAAAUAUACCCUAGCACCGAUUACGAUGGAAAAUACUUGGUACUGCCUUCCGGGGAGCUUCACAUUCGCGAUGUUGGACCCGAGGAUGGAUACAAGACUUACCAAUGCCGCACCAAGCAUAGACUGACCGGAGAGACGAGGCUGUCGGCAACCAAGGGACGACUCGUCAUUACCGGUAAGUGAGGAGCAACGAGACAAGAAACGAUCGAGUUUCAUCCUCGUCGAA
Apis florea (little honeybee) is the source of this 613-nucleotide messenger RNA. It is a transcript of the gene Dscam1, whose product is annotated as Down syndrome cell adhesion molecule 1. Lineage: Eukaryota; Metazoa; Arthropoda; Insecta; Hymenoptera; Apidae. Gene Ontology annotation, biological process: homophilic cell-cell adhesion; central nervous system development; dendrite self-avoidance. The record is from RefSeq and is a predicted model, not a curated record. Gene Ontology annotation, cellular component: plasma membrane; axon. Gene Ontology annotation, molecular function: cell-cell adhesion mediator activity.